UUUGCAUUUGUUUCUUUUUGUACACGGUGGAGGAAGUGAAAAUACAGCUGAGCUUUCAAUUUGUAAACAGAGUUUGCAAGAUCAUUAUUUAUUUCUGAUCGCUCCUCAGUAUUUGCCUCAAUUGACUUGAAUUGCUGCGUCAAACAAUGCGGUUCCCCUCUGAAAUCGUAUGUCUGAAGUUGAACGUCCCGUACUGGAGCUGCCAUCUUGGUUAAUAAAAUGGUGGUUGAUGCCCGAGUUACGUGGAACCGUGUUCCGAACCUUUAAGCUGUUAGCAGAACACCGUCAACAUGGAUCAAAAGGCUGACCCGGAGAUGAAAGGAUGGCUGUCCAAGUGGACUAAUUACAUUAAAGGAUACCAGCGCCGCUGGUUUGUGCUGUCAAAUGGAUUCUUGUCCUACUACAGGGAUGAAAGUCCAAAGGCUUCCAAGUUAUCUUUUCGUGGGAGGCGGUUGCGGCGGACUCGCAGUGAGAAUCAGGCUGAAAUGGCCCACACGUGCCGAGGCAACAUUAGUCUUCAUGGUGCCAUGAUUCAUACUGAAGAUUCUUGCACAUUUGUUAUUUCUAAUGGAGGCACACAGACAUUCCACCUUAGAGCUGCUAAUGAAGUUGAGAGACAAAGAUGGGUAACUGCUUUGGAACUAGCCAAAUCCAAUGCUAUUAGAGCUAUGGAAUCAGAUGAAGAGGAUGAAAUAGUUUUGGAUGACCAAUCUCAAAGCCAGGAAGCAGAACUGCAAAAUAUCUUAAAAAAUCUAUCAGCUCGGCUAGAGGAUUUACAGACUUGCAAUGAUCUUAUUGUGAAGCAUGGAUCUGCUCUUCAGAGGUCACUGUCAGAACUUGAAACAAUUGAUACUGCAACUGAUGUUCCAUCCAAAAUUAAGGCUGUAAAUGAGAGAGCUACACUUUUCCGUAUAACAUCAGCAACUGUCAUCAAUGCAUGUCAAGAUUACCUUCUGCUCGCUCAAUCUCAAGGCCGAAAAUGGCAGAAGAUGCUACAGCAUGAGCGUGAUCAGCGGCAAAGAUUAGAGGAAGUUGUAGAACAACUUGCAAGGCAGCAUUCUCAUUUGGAGCAGGCUGCCAAAGAUCAUCAGACUCCUAGAACUAGUAUGCCCCAAGUCUCCCCUUCAGACGAGGACGAAGACAACGAGUUUUACGACGCCCAGUCUGAUCAGAGUCAUUCUGAAAACCAACAAAACUUCAUAAUCAAAAUCCCAAUGGGUCACCGAAGGACAUCGUCUGCUGCAAGUUUGGGAUCGCAGGGAGCUGAUAAUGGUCCACGUGAUAGUCAGGAUGAAGCUUCUGGAUCCAGCAGUGAUGUUGAAAAUUCGGAAACCAAAGUGCUUGUCAUUAGCAGUGGUACCAAUGCAGAGGCUGGUACGAGUCAAAGUAAAAAGGAAGUUGGGGAGUCAUCAAGCAAGAAAGAUUCAAGCAAAGCUGGUACUUCUAGCAGUUCUCCAAGUGGCACUGUAUCCCCGCCAGCUGUUAUACGAAAGCGUAGGACAAGAGUGCCAGACAAGCCUAAUUACCCCCUCAAUUUGUGGAGUAUAAUGAAAAAUUGUAUAGGAAAAGAUUUGUCUAAGAUACCCCUUCCUGUCAACUUCUGUGAGCCACUUUCUAUGCUACAACGUGUCACUGAGUCCUAUGAAUAUUCAGAUAUUUUGACAAAGGCUGCAUCAUGCAGUGACCCAUGUGAACAGAUGGCAUAUGUUGCUGCAUUUACGAUAUCCAUCUAUGCCAGUACUAGUAACCGUACCGGAAAACCUUUCAAUCCAUUACUGGGUGAAACUUUUGAAUGUGAUAGAAUGGCAGAUUUAGGGUGGAGGGCCAUCUCUGAGCAGGUCUCACAUCAUCCACCAAUGGCUGCUCAGUAUUGUGAAGGAAGGGGUUGGCGAGUAUUUCAAGAAGUUACUGUUACUUCCAAGUUUAGGGGGAAGUACUUUCAGAUUAUUCCUCUAGGCACAUCACAUUUGGAAUUUGAUAGUUCAGGCAACCACUACACAUGGCGUAAUGUGACAACAACUGUGCACAACAUCAUUGUCGGGAAACUGUGGGUGGACCAGCAUGGUGACACUGAUAUUAUCAAUCAUAAAGAUGGAAUAAAAUGUCAUUUGAAGUACAUCCCAUACAGUUACUUCACUCGUGAUUGCCAAAGAAAGGUGAAAGGCUGUGUUAUGGACAAGGAUGAAAAUGUUAAAUGGAUUGUGACUGGAACAUGGGAUGAUAAGGUUGAGAUUGCCCCUGUCACUAGUGUAGAAGGCGACAGCAACAACCCUGUCUAUCGUACAGGACCUUAUAUUGUGGCAUGGCAGCGCCGUCAACCUCUUCCUGAGAGUGAGAAGUAUUACAAUUUCACUGAACUGGCAAGUCAGUUAAACGAAGAAGAAGAUGGUGUUGCACCAACUGACUCUCGUUUGAGACCAGAUCAGCGUUUGAUGGAAAGUCAACGGUGGGAUGAGGCAAAUACUGAAAAAGUGCGACUUGAAGAAAAACAGAGAGCAGUUAGAAGGAAACGAGAAGCAGAGGCUGAGGCAGCAUCUGCUGCAGGACAAUCGUACCCUCCCUAUGAGCCCAUCUGGUUUAAGAAAGAAAAAGAGCCUUGGACAGGCCAAAUAUGCCAUAUCUACAAUGGAAAUUACUGGGUGUGCAAAGAGAAACAGCAGUGGGAUGUUUGUCCAGACAUUUUUGGUACUCCCUAGUUAUCUUUCACUUCAUCUGUUGGCUGAUCAACCCUCUCCCAGAUCUGAAGCAACUGCACAUUUGUUGAAGUCAUUUACCAUUAUGAUUGUAAGACUACUUUUGUAAAUACUGUAUUUAAGAGCUAGGCAUGUAAAUGAACACUAUUGUAAUUUUGAUUUGGGAAACUUUGAAGGGCUAUUUAGGAACAUGCAGUGAUGUACUCUUAUGGAAUUUUUACAAAUGUCUGUCCUUUAUUUUGAACUCUGUAAAUAGGUUUUGUUAAAUAGAGACCACUGUAUGUUAACUUUGUGAAUACGUUUGUUUUUAUUUUCAUCUGCUGUGUCUCUAUAUUUUCUCAGUACUUUACUUGCUCAAAAAAGUAUCAGAAGUCAUGCUAGGACAAUCACAGAGAAGCAUCAUUUAGGUAGUAUGUAGCAUAUUAUUAUUAAGAAUUGUUAGUGAUUCUCUCCUCUUGUUAAAAUAUGUACAUUUGCAGUAUUUUUUCAGAAAUUUUAUACUUCCAAGUUAUAGGUAAAAGGCUGAUUUUCACUUGUCUGGAACUGUGUCCGUUUUUGUUUUGUUUUUGUCCUGGCUUGGUGUAGGGCUUUGAGAUUGUCCUCCCUAGGUAGUUUCUUUGCAUUUAUUUUUCAAAAACGGGGUUUUUGGUCACUAGUGUAGUGGUAGAGUUUAUCAGUGCUUUCAUGUGCAUAUCAGAUCCCCAUGGUGUUAUAAAACAAUAGAUAAUAAACAUCAUAUCUCGCAUAUACAUAGCAUGUAGCCUGUAUUUCUCUUUAACUAGAAGUGGCUUGGCUCCUAUAGAUUUUGUUUAGAAAAUCUUUGUACUUGUUCUAACAUGACCCCUGGUACUUAAGUAGUAGUAUUCUUUUUUGAUUUAUCCUCUUAUGUAGGAGAACUCAUCAUGUUGGAUAAACCAUUUUGUGAUUUUAAGUUAGUAAUGAGAAGUCUAAGAACUAACAAUUCACACCUGACACCUGCAAGUAACUUAAAUAACCUAUCGAAUUUGUUUACAUUUUAUUACAGCUGUAUUCUUUGAAGAGAUUUUAACUUGACUUCUAGUAAAAUCAUGAUUUGCAAAUAUGUUUGUGUCCAUAUUUUGUUAGAUCUUAAAAUGUCUAUUAUGUAAUGGAGACCGCCUGGGAGAGAUUUGUGGUGAGGAGAUUUUGUAGAGUCAACUGAUUUAAACUUAAUGUGCUGUAUGCUUCAUUGUUAAAAUUGUGUUGUUUUUUCUUGCUUUGCAUUUUAAUAUGGAGGACAAGUAUUGUUAAUUCAGGUGUAUUUGGAUGUAUUUGUUUUCUAAAGUCGCCAAAUAUUUAUUACAAUACUAAAUGUGGCCUUUUUUUUGACGUUGGUUUUAAUGAAGUUUAGAGUGGCUUUAGUUGCCUUAUACUGAAAACAGUUGCAUAUGAGAGUAUGAAGAGAACAAUUAUUUCCAUAUAUUUUUAAUGCUGUUCUGUCAUUUUUAUUUGCUUUAGUUGAAAGUAAUCUAAGUACAUAAUACAAUUCAGCUUAAAUUUAAAAUGUUAACUUGUGUUAUUUGGUGAUUCAUUGAUCAUUGUCAUCAAAUAAUGUAUACCAUGUUUUAUGUGAGCUGUACUGUCAAUUUCCAUACAGCAGAUCAAGUUCAAAUGAACUUUCAUAUAAAACAGUUAUUUAAAUAUCCUACCAUUUUUAUGGCUUAUUUGCUUUCAUAUGCUGAUAAUGAGAUGAGUUUUUAUUUCGAUAGUCCUCUUAUGUGAGCCAUACUCUUUUCUCAAAUGUUCUAGUUACAAUUGCAAAUGAUAGAGAGAAAAAAAAUUGGACAGUUGUUCAAGGUAUUUUUAAUGUUUUAUAUUUUAUUCUGUACAUAUGUUGAAAUGAGAUGCUUUAUUAAAAGAUUCCUAUAUGUGUCUUAUAUCUUUUGGACAGCCUUACCUCUAAGCCACAAGUUAAAUCAUGUUAAAUGAUGAUAUUUUGCAUUUUAGCUCAUUUUCAAUUUCUGUAUGAAAUUUGUGGCUUUCUUCAUGACAAGCGCACUGUAUUUACGACUUAAAUUGUUGUACCUGUCUUUUACAAGACGGGAAGCAAAUUAAUUAUUGUUGACAGUUGAUUGUUUUGUGCUGUGAGAGGCUUUGUUAUACAGAACAGUGGAAGUCCAUGCGUCUGCAUACAAUUUGUUUAUACUCAUUGUGAAGACUUAAUAAAAACAUGGUACCUUUAAAA
This is a messenger RNA of Frankliniella occidentalis (western flower thrips), 4896 nucleotides long. It is a transcript of the gene Osbp, whose product is annotated as oxysterol-binding protein 1. Gene Ontology annotation, cellular component: membrane; cytosol; intracellular membrane-bounded organelle. The transcript is spliced from 14 exons. Bases 291 to 2696 code for a protein of 801 amino acids. Gene Ontology annotation, molecular function: sterol binding. The record is from RefSeq and is a predicted model, not a curated record. NCBI's taxonomy places the organism in Eukaryota, Metazoa, Arthropoda, Insecta, Thysanoptera, Thripidae.